CUUUGGUUGAAAGAACAGGAAAACGCGAAUAUGCCUUCUAGAGAGCCUGUGCAUUCGACUGGUCGCGGUAGCGCCGGCAAUAUCGGCGUUGACAGCAAUACGUACGUUGACGGGGAUAUUGUCCGUGAGGGUACUCCGGGUGUCUCAGCAAAUGACUACAGCGCUGGACGUGGUGGAGCAGGCAACAUAAUUCACCCCACAGAGAGCGGGAAAGCAGGAAAGCCUUCCGAAGAAGUCGUCCCGGAAUCUGCGACUCGCGUGCCAGGCGAAGGUUACCAGAACUUCCAUACCGGACGCGGUGGGGAGGGCAAUGUGCACAAGGACAAGUAUGGAGGACAUAGCUCUGCGAAAGAACAGGCGGCUGCCGAUGGUCAUAAGGAGGGACUUCUGGAGAAGGUGAAACAUGCGAUUGGUUUGGAUCACAAGAAGGAGAAGACGCCUGAGCCGAAGUAAGGCAGUGCGUUUUGAAGCCACGGAAGGAUGCGCAGCGGAGAACGACAUGCGAUGAGAUGCGUGCGAGGUACUUUCUCUCCAAUUCUGGCCUGAUCUUUCCCAUCUGGGACUGAGUUUAGGCCUCUGGGGAAAGAGGGAACAGCUUGUCUUCUUCCACUCGAAGGUGCUCGGAGUGCUCGCAAGGACUCUUGUACUUCUCGGCGUGAGCCUCAUCAACAACUCAAACAUCGACUCACAUCUAGAAAAGGACAGGAAUGCAGUCUUUAUAUUCCAAG
This is a messenger RNA of Pseudocercospora fijiensis CIRAD86, 728 nucleotides long. RefSeq lists its product as uncharacterized. Lineage: Eukaryota; Fungi; Ascomycota; Dothideomycetes; Mycosphaerellales; Mycosphaerellaceae. The transcript is spliced from 3 exons. Bases 31 to 453 code for a protein of 140 amino acids. The record is from RefSeq and is a predicted model, not a curated record.